This is a messenger RNA of Manihot esculenta (cassava), 4114 nucleotides long. Its product is annotated as protein STICHEL-like 1. Lineage: Eukaryota; Viridiplantae; Streptophyta; Magnoliopsida; Malpighiales; Euphorbiaceae. Gene Ontology annotation, molecular function: DNA binding; DNA-directed DNA polymerase activity; DNA clamp loader activity. Gene Ontology annotation, cellular component: nucleus; DNA replication factor C complex. The transcript has 3 exons. Gene Ontology annotation, biological process: DNA repair; DNA-templated DNA replication. The coding region runs from base 1816 to 2547 and encodes 243 amino acids. The record is from RefSeq and is a predicted model, not a curated record.
CGUCUCGUUUAUUGGUCAUCAUCCCCCCAUAUAUACAGGUUCCUUGUAGUCGACAACCAAGCUGCAUAGCUCUCUCCUCCUUUUCACAGCCACAUUUCUCUGCUUCUUCCUGGAAGCACGAAUUAUAAGAUAGAGGACAUGGAAGAAUCAAGUAAGGGAGCCAAAAGGAACAGGCAGAGAUCUUCCAGUUCCAUGGCAGGCUAUUUUCACGAUCCAUGCCAAAAUUUUUCUGCACCUAGAGACCAUUUUUGCCAGUCUUCUAACUUCACACAUGCAACUUCACCAAAAGCAACAGCGGUGGAGCAGCCACUAAAGCAUGGGCGCGAUUGCUACUACAUCCAGUCUUCUUGGCCUCCAUCAAUAAGCAAAGGUCUUGCAGCAUCUCCUGGCAAAAUUGACAAAAUUAAGACAAGUCACAAUUCCCAACGAAGUGGCUGGAGUGUUGCCUGGCAAUGGUCAAGAAUGCGCCAAAGCAUAAUCAGAAAAAAUAAUGCAACCGACUUUCUAAGUACAAGGUCUUUCAAUGGAUAUCCCCAGGAAAUUACUUUUGAAGCCAAUUGCUCACAAGAAAACUCAAGGAAAGAAAUUGAUCCUAUAAACCCGGAUAAUUUCUCCCAAUCCGGCUACAGUUAUGGAUAUUUCAGCAAUGAUAUCCAACAUAGUCAUAGCCAGCAGAAGAGGCUUAGCAUGAGUGAGCACAGGUCAAGCACAAGCCUCAGUCACAAGUACCAGCCAAAGAGUUUCCAGCAGCUGGUAGGCCAUGAAAUUAACAUUAAGGUCAUAUCUAAUGCUAUUCAGGGGAAUAAAGUCGCCCAACUGUAUCUUUUUCAUGGUCCUAGUGGCACUGGAAAGACAUCAAUUGCUAGAGUAUUUGCCAUGGCAUUACUCUGUGAAUCUACUUCACCUGAAAAACCAUGCUGGACUUGCAGAGGAUGUAGUAGAAGCCUUUAUAUGAUGAAAUUGUGCUCUGGAACUAGAACCACUGGAUUUCAAAGAAUUAGUACACUUCUCCAGCGCACGUCAUUUGCACAAGCAGUGCCAGGAUUUAAGGUUUUCAUAAUCGAGGAGUCUCAUUCACUGACCGUAGAAGCGUGGGAUGAUCUUUUGGGUAUAUUAGAAAAUAUAAACAGUGCUACUUUCAUUUUUGUGUUGAUUGCUGAUGAUGCAAACACGAUUCCAGAAUCCAUAUCAUCAAAAUGUCAGAAAUUCUCUUUUCCAAAACUUAACAACAAGGAUGUCGCAUUAAAGCUAGCAAGAAUAGUCGCUCAGGAGGCAAUUACAAUUGAAAAAGACGCUGUGGAACUGAUUGUUGCCAAGGCAGAAGGAUCACUGAAAGAAGCAGAACACAUAUUGGGUCAGUUAAUUUUAUUGGGUCCAAGAAUCACUGGUUCCAUGGUGCAACAACUUGUAGGUGCCUUUUCUUUUAACUUCUCUAUCAGCUUUCACGCUCCUCCAUAUCCAUUGCAAAAACGACACUCUAGCAGUAUGUCAACCACCUUCCACAAAAGGGAGGAAUGCCUAUGACUCAGGUAAGGGGGUACAUUACCCCUUUCCACAGAGAUCAAAAUUUUAGUGGUGCAUGACAUAUUUAUGGAAGACUAUGAUACCAUGUUAAAUUUGUGUCAGAACUAACUCAGCCUAAAAACUAGUUCGAGGGGAUUCAACACACCCCUCAUGUCUAAAAGCCCAGAAUUUUACUGGUACAUGGUCUAACUCACCCAAAAACUAGUUUAAGAGAGAGUGUCCAUGGCUCAUAUAAGGGCAUUAUCCUUUUUACAACCGCCGUGAGAUUCAACAGAAACUUUCAAUAAUGAAAUGUUUUCCUUAUUUUUCUGCAUGCAGGUAGGUCUAGUUCCAAAAAGUAAACUCAUCAAUUUACUCAAAGCAGCUCUUUCAGGAGACGCUAGGAAAACGGUUAUAACGGCAAAGGAAUUGAUUGCAUCUGGGGUUGAAGCUGAGGUCAUUGUAUACCAAUUGACAUCCCUCAUUAUAAAUAUACUUACUAUCACUAGUCCUGCUCACUCAGGAAUUGAUGGGCCAUCCAAAGAUGAGGAAUCGCUAGAAACUGAAUCACAAUUCAAAGACACUCAAUCAGAGAACUUAUGCCAUGCGUUAAAGAUAUUACUUGAAGCGGAGAAGCAGCAUAGAUCAUCUUUUGCCAACAUUACAUGGGUAUAUAGGGCUCUUCUACAGAUUGCUUCGCGAGAUAUUUCUGAGGGAAUAUCUUCAGGAAUCUCCUUUUCUAAGAGGACAGUACAAUCCUCGGGUGACACAAUCCAAUCUCACAGCAGAAACUUGGCAAGUCAUCAUUGCAACUUUGAGACUUGCGUGCAACAAAGUACACGCAGCAGAGACCUAAAGAUGAAAUCCAAGGGGAAAGGAGUUGAGAGUGAGCUCUACUUAGCUAACACGAAAGACAUGGAUGAGAUUUGGUUGAAUAUUCUUGAAAGAAUAGAAAGCAAGGAUAUGAAAGAAUUCUUGUCCAGCCAUGUGAAGCUUGCAUCGUUAACAGUAUCCACUGGUAAUGCUCUUCUUCCUACUAGGUAGUUGUUUAAUGCAAUAACUAUUUACUUGCUAUAAAGAAAGUUUAUUCAAGUGAAACCAUUUUUUUUUGGGUUGUAAAUUAUUCACUCGCAACAGCCAAUGUCAUUGUACAUUUGAUGUUCAAAAAAGCUGAAGACAAGCUGGCAGCCCAGAUGUCUGAAGAAAGCAUUUCGAAAGCUUUAGAAACUGCCAUUGGGUGCUUGGUUUUGGUAAAUAUGAGCUUGGAGCCAGUUGACGUAGGAAUCAUCAAAGAAGAUACAGACUCUUCCAAAAACUACCAGCCAGCAGAAUGCAAUCAUCCAAGAGAACGGCAUAAAAAUUCAUUUCCUGAGAUUUUACACAACAAAAGUCCUGGGGCCACAUUGCACCAAAGUAUAUAUAGGAAAUUGGAACCUCCAUUAGUUAACAAUGCACAACACGCUGAACUGAAAGAUAACACAUUAAUAUCGGAAAUGCAAGCAACAAGAGAAACAAAGACACGCAGUCAGAUUUUACCCUGUUUUGGACCUCUGAUGCAGGAGAACCAAAUGAGAACCUCCACAGGUCCCACAAACAAUUCUUUGGGGAAGGAUCAAUUUUUGCUAGAUAUAGCCCAGAUAUUAAGAAAUGAAGAGCCUGAACACAAAUGGUUGUCGUUGUCCUUUUUUCAGCAAAAUGAUGCAAGUGUCGAGCCAUACAGCCAAGAUAUCCUGUACGAAAAUGCAAAUGGAGACAAAGAGAAUAGAGCGAAAAAAGACCCAGAGCUGCGAAAAAACUCCUCCAAAGUUCAUGAAGUUAAUAAUUUGCACAAGAACAGAGAAAGCAUGUAAGCAGGAAAACACACGAUAUUUUUCUGUCCUUUUUUUUGGCAUUUAAAUAUAGAAAAAUGAAGUUGAUCCUCUUUCUCUCUUUCCUAUAAUUUUGAACAGGGGAUUAUUCCGCUCUUGGAGUUGCAAGGAGGUGUUUUGUCAGAAGAAGACAAGAAGAAAGAAUCGUCCAUUAGCAUGAUUGUUAAAAAAUAACAACGCGUAUAUAUCUUGGAAGUAAUCCAAACUGGUCCUCCGCCAAAGCUGUGCUUCCAGAAAUAGUUUCUAUAUCCAUUCAUAAAAUACUGUUUGCCUGAGCUCUAUAGUAACAUUGUCUGUCUAUUGGUAUCUUCGAAAUCUGAAUUUUAAAACCUGGCAAAGUAUACAUGUGAAUUUCAUUCCUUUGCAAUGGUUUACACUUCACAAUUUCUCAGAGAUCCAUCAACUUUUUCCACCGCCCACGCAAUACUACAAGGCAAAAGCUCCAUCUAUUGAAAUGGAUCCACAUUUAAGGUCUAAUUUAAAGCAGGAUUCUGAACUAGGAAAGGAAUUUCUUCAUACAUAUCAACUUGUCUAAAUUUAUUAAUACACAUCUCCAAGUGUUGGAUGAUUAAACGGGCUUCUAGCUGAUAUCAGCUAUGAUCGACACCCACAGAAAGAGGCAUCUAUAUAUGUAUAUUUUUUUAUAUAUAUAAAACUGAGCUCUACUGAGUUAACAUACACCCCUUUUAGCACCGCCUGAACAGGUUGUCCUAUGUCCAAAUUCUCCUUCCCGCAACCCUCCC